This is a messenger RNA of Hyaena hyaena (striped hyena), 5571 nucleotides long. RefSeq names its product WASP family member 2 (gene WASF2). The record is from RefSeq and is a predicted model, not a curated record. Gene Ontology annotation, molecular function: actin binding; Arp2/3 complex binding; protein kinase A regulatory subunit binding. Bases 210 to 1706 code for a protein of 498 amino acids. Gene Ontology annotation, biological process: actin cytoskeleton organization; positive regulation of Arp2/3 complex-mediated actin nucleation. The transcript has 9 exons. Lineage: Eukaryota; Metazoa; Chordata; Mammalia; Carnivora; Hyaenidae. Gene Ontology annotation, cellular component: cytoskeleton.
UCGCGUAAUGGCGGACGCGGGCCGGGCGAGCGCGGCUGGGGGCGUAGUGCGCUGAGGGGGGUCUGGCUGGGUGGCGCCCAGGGAGGCGGCCAGCGGGAACAGACCCCGUGCGGAGAAGGUCGGCUGGCCGGCCUUUCUGUUGCUGAGGGCGACCGCGCGACGCCAGGUUGUUUUUCAUCAUUCAGAACAUUGCCUGAAGCAGGUCCACCAUGCCGUUAGUAACGAGGAACAUCGAGCCAAGGCACCUGUGCCGUCAGACGUUGCCUAGCGUUAGAAGCGAGCUGGAAUGCGUGACCAACAUCACCCUGGCAAAUGUCAUCCGACAGCUGGGCAGCCUGAGUAAAUAUGCAGAGGACAUUGUUGGAGAGCUCUUUACUCAGGCAAAUACCUUUGCCUCUCGGGUAAGCUCCCUUGCCGAGAGGGUCGACCGCCUACAAGUUAAAGUCACUCAGCUGGAUCCCAAGGAAGAAGAAGUGUCACUGCAAGGAAUCAACACCCGAAAGGCCUUCCGAAGCUCUACCAUUCAAGACCAGAAGCUUUUCGACAGAAACUCUCUCCCAGUACCUGUCUUAGAAACAUAUAACACCUGUGAUACUCCUCCACCUCUCAACAAUCUAACCCCUUACAGGGACGAUGGGAAAGAGGCACUCAAAUUCUACACAGACCCUUCGUACUUCUUUGAUCUUUGGAAGGAGAAGAUGCUGCAGGACACCAAGGAUAUCAUGAAAGAGAAGAGAAAGCAUAGGAAAGAAAAGAAAGAUAAUCCAAAUCGAGGGAAUGUAAAUCCACGUAAAAUCAAGACACGUAAGGAAGAGUGGGAGAAGAUGAAGAUGGGACAAGAAUUUGUGGAAUCCAAAGAAAAGCUGGGGCCUUCUGGAUAUCCGCCCAUCUUGGUGUACCAGAAUGGCAGUAUUGGCUCUGUUGAAAAUAUGGAUGGAAGCAGCUACCCACCACCACCGCAGUCAGAUUCCACUUCUCCACCUUCUCCUUCCUUCUCGGAGGACAGCUUGCCUCCCCCACCUGCAGAAUUCAGCUGCCCUGCAGACAGCAGCCAAAGAGGGCCCGGCUUAGCUGGACCCAAAAGAUCCAGUGUGGUGAGCCCAAGCCACCCACCACCGGCGCCUCCUCUGGGCUGUCCUCCAGGCUCCAAACCGGGGUUUGCUCCACCCCCUGCUCCUCCACCUCCACCUCCGGUGCUGGGCGUUCCACCCCCGCCCCCGCCUGGAGGAUUUGGGUCUCCGGGGACCCCACCACCACCUUCACCCCCAUCUUUCCCUCCUCACCCCAAUUUUACUGCCCCUCCGCCGCCUCCCCCACCACCUACAGCUGACUACCCGACUCUGCCACCACCUCCCUUGUCCCAACCAGCGAUAGGCGCACCUCCUCCUCCCCCUCCUCCCCCUCCUCCGGGGCCACCUCCUCUCCCUUUUAGUGAUGUGGAUGACCAGCCUGUUGCACCACCACCUCUUGCCGAUGCCACCAAGCCUAAGUCCUCCUUGCCUCCUGUGAGCGAUGCCCGCAGUGACUUACUUUCAGCCAUACGUCAAGGCUUUCAGCUGCGCAAGGUGGAGGAGCAGCAGGAACAAGAGAAGCGGGAUGUUGUGGGCAACGACGUGGCCACCAUCUUGUCGCGUCGAAUUGCUGUGGAGUACAGUGACUCAGAAGAUGAUUCCUCAGAGUUUGAUGAGGACGACUGGUCGGAUUAACUCUUUCUGCCUGCUCUCCCACCUCCUUUUUCUUUCCUCCUGCUGCCUUCUUUGAUGCCUAUCCCAACAGUCCAGUGGGGGGAAAGAGGGAAGAAAAAAGAAUUUCAAGGGGCCAAAGCCUUUCCUGAAGCAACCAAAGAUAUAUCCAAGUGCUUCCUCCAAAUCAACGUAUAUUUUCCUGUCUCCCCGUAGUCAGGUCCCGUGGGGCUCCUGAGAUUCAGUACCUGAGAUGUUCCCUCUUCCCUUCAAGUGACUGUUGCAUACUGAAAAGAAGGAAAAACUCCAGAGCAGAUCCCUUUGAUUGGGUUUAGAUUGGAUUUGGUGCCUUCCCCUAGGAGCCACUUUCAACUGUGGUCUUCUUCCAAAAUCCUUACCCUUUGAAAAAUGGGAGCCAUCUUCUCGUCCUAAAGCCUGCGUGGACAUGGCCAGCCCCUUUUCCCAUGCACUGAGAGGGCAGAGCAGGCCACACGGCCUAGCAGCCAGACUGCUACACCUUUUUGCCCUGGUCAGCAGGGUGAGCUGCCAUUUGCUAAGCUAUCUCUAUGUCUGGAUGCCCUUUACUAGGAGCCAUCAGGCCCUAAGGAGCGUCUCCCCAUCUGCCCAGAAAUUGUGCCUUCCUGAAGGCUGAACUUGUUGCCUCCCUCCCAAGCUCCCUGUCCAGAGUGUGGUGUUCAGGUGUCCCUUAAAUGUCCCUCCCUCACUACCAGGUGCUUUAGGCACCACAGCCCAGUUCAGACCUCUAAUAUCCAUGACCAAAUUAGCCCCAACACGCUGGGGUCUCGACCUCUGCUAGCUUAGAGACUCCGAACUGCAGGACUGGAAGAAUGGUAAACAACUUGAAACCUCCCCUCUCAAUGAUGCUGAAAUCUGGACAUGGGAAAUGACUUGCUCCAGGUCACACAGUUGAAUGGUGACAAACCUGGAGCCCAGAGUUCCUCAUUCCAAGUCACCUGUGCCUUCUGGAACCAAGUCGUGGGCACUUGCUGGAGUCUAGACCUCACCAUAGGUGGGGGUCCCAGUAGGGGGCCUCAGAGCCCGUGCCCGGCCUGUCAGUGCUGCUCAGACCCUUACAGGCUGUCUUAUAAUUCUUUGCUCCCCCUUUACUGUCACCGCUGAACCACAUGGCCUUGGGAGCUACCCUUCUGGGAGACCAGGGGUAGUGAGAGAAGGAAGGGGGUAGGCAGCUUUGACAGGUGUUGUUUUCAAUUCCUCUGCAACUCGUCCCCUUUUUAUUUCCCCAAUUUAAGCAUAGGUUCUGCCAGCUGUAGAAACUUCAGUCCCUCAGGCUGGCGGCUGCCGCAGGUAGCUGCCUAGGGGGGCCUGGCAGCCGUGAGGAGGGCUGAAAGGCAGAGGGGCUCUGGGUCUUGUUUCCAGCUCUCUCCUCACUGCGUGCAGUGAUGUUCCCUCCCUCGCUCCCCCUCUUUCCCGAGCUAAUACACAGGUGCUAUUAUUCAGAAAAAAAACUGGUCAGCUUUGGCCAACAGUGAGGUUUCUUCUCUUCUGCCCUAACUAUUGUGUAGCCUCUUAUGCUGAAACCAGCUUCUCCUGGCUUCUCCAGCCUUCAGAGCCCUGAAACAAAGAGAAACAGGAUCUGUCUCUACCCAGCACAGCAAAUGGUUGUAGUAAUUGCCAAAGCCCUCCUAAACCCCUCCGGCUUGAGGAGUGUGUGUAAUCACCGGCACUGCCGCCGUGCCCUGGCUGGAUGCUCCCCUCUGCCUUCUUUCCUUGAACUCUGGUGUGGUGACGGAGCCAGUAGGGACCAGCAUGCCCUCCUGCUAGGGCGGCUCCAGAAUAUAGCCUCCUCCCCCUCCCCAGAUCAGGUGUCUGUGUCACAGGGCUGGUGCCGUGCUACAGGGCUGAGCGGACCUAGCUGCGUGUGCCCCUGCCUUGCCUCCCUCCUUGCACUUUGGGAAGCUGAAGGUGCUUUCUUCAGAACCCUAAAAUGGCUGUUGAAGGUGCCCCUGGCUGCAGCCCAGCAGUGGCUGGAGGGGCAGGUAGAGGGCAGUGGUUCUCCCAAAUAGGAGUCCUGGGGCCUGGCCAGGCCAGGGUUUGGGCCUAAUGGCUUUGACUAAAUUACCCCCAUCCCCCUCCUUUCCGGAAAAGGGGGAGCCAGCGCCACUUGCUAUCAUUCUGCUCUGACCUUGAAGGGGGCGGUGUUGGCCUGCCUUCUGGAAUGGACACAGUCCGCCCUGUAAAGGGCUGGGGGCAGGAGCGGGGGUGGGGGUGAAGGGGGGGCACUGCCUGCGGAAGGUAGGAUUAGAUCAUUAGCUCAGUGACCUCCUAGGGUUUCGAUGUGCUGUGUUCUCAUCCUACAGCUGGUUUGGUAAUGAUCUGCAAGUCCCGGAGAGCAACAGCACAGCUCUGCCUGACGCUCUCAUUAAAAUCUAUGCAGCCAAGCUCGGUGCUUUGUAGCAGCCGGCCUUGCGAAGCCUCCUCAGCUCUGGGGGCUGGGGACCCAGUCAGCCGAGAGGCCCUCUGGGCUCUAUUUAUGCAUAUGUGCACCCCCCCACCCAAAAAAACCCCAACUUCUUUAAACCCAGAGCCCUUUAAGAUGAUAAAGGACCCUAUGCAGGUAAUUGCGUGUCUUUGGAAUCCUGUAAUUGUAGAAUGCAAAGUUUAGUGAUUAUUUAAACUGGGCCAAGGCUGGUAAGGGUAUGGAGCAACGGCUCAUAAGGACUCUUAAGCUCUGAAGCCAAGGAGCCGUCUCCUCUCCCUGGCCCGCCCAGCCCAGGGGACCUGCCCCCAUUCCUGUGGCCCAGGGACCCAGCUUCCACUCGGCAGUGUCAGAAGUGACUUGUGGCUUUGCCGUGGUUGUGAGAUGACUACAUUCCAAAGGAGCAGCUCCGGGGAGGGGGCAGGCUCUGCAGUCCCUUGGAGGGCUCCGAGCAGCUGGCCCGAGCUCCAGCUCGCCUCCAGCGGAAGCUCAAGCGCCCUCAGAAACGACCCUGGCCAAUGUCACCGCAGAGCUGAGGCGGUGUUGUCAGGGCUAAUGUGAAAUCUCUUCCCGUGGCGCCGAUCCUCUGGCUCUGCAGCGCCAGCUUGGACAGAUUGAGGUCUCUGUGGCUUUGGUGACCCUGCUUAAGCAUUCCCACCGUGUCCCAGCUUGGCUCUCCGCCUGCCUCCCUCUGCAGCCCCCCUCACCUGACCUCGGGGCCUGGGGAGGGGGCCGGUGCCCCAGGGCGAGGGGCUCUUGCUCCAGAGAAGUGUCAGGCUUCCUGGGGGCAUGAGGCUUUGAGCUCUGCUGGGGUCCAGCAUACCUGGGACCAGGUUUUGCCAGGAGAUUGUGCCUCAUAUUGUGUCUCAGUGAGGGCUAGGGAACAAUUCUGUUAUUGUAUUAACUUGACUCAGUUAACUCACUUGAGAAACUAACCAAUUUUUACUUUCUGUCUAGAACGAUGUACAUGUAGGAGAGUGAGCUGUAAUGCUCCCAAAGUGCCUUGUUUUCUCUGAUAUAAAUAUAUUUAUAAGUACCUAUUCCAGUGGAUUCUUGGUUAUGUUUGCCACAUCGAUUUUAGGGAGUGGGCCUAUUACAUAGCAGAGGAAUGGUCUGGAAAUGGGUCCCUUUCCCCUGAGAGUGGGAAAGGAGAUUCAGUUAGAGACCUGUGAGGGUGGGGUUAAACCACCCCCCCACCCCCCACGGUGACCCUUUCCUCUUCCCCCUACUCCUCCUCUUAGGCCCUUAGGAGGAUGUCCAGUUUCUUAAAGCCCUGUGGCUCCAAGCCUGGUCUCAUUUGUUGCCAGGUUCAUGUGUGGACCACAUUAGCACCCCGUGACCUGAGGACUCCAUGUAAUGAUUUUAUGUAUACGUGCGAAUAUGUAAAUGCCAACAUUUUAAAUAAUUUGAUAAAGUCUUUGUAGCUACUGA